AUGUGUAAGAACGCCUGUGUGAGAGAGCUUUUGAGCAGGACGGCUUCAGUCAGCCUUCGAGGCGUCGGCACCUCAGGCAUAGAAUUUGUGUACGUUUUGUCAUUUCCUCCAUUGGUACAAGCACGAUUUACCGCUGGGAAGGCUGGCAUUCGAAAUCCGGGAAACAAAUCGCUGCCUGUUGUACUUACGGCAGACAAUUCGCCGGUCAAUACAGACCGCAAAUCAUCGGAACUUUCGAAGCACACCACGCAAUUAGUUCCACAAGUCAACGCAACUCAGUCAUCAUAUGCAUCUCAUGCCGAUGGGAACAAACAAAACAAAAGCAACUACAGCCGACAUAUGAACGGUACGGCGCGACCACCGAAGCACAGCAUCAAUCCACCGAAUCUCAAUGCCAAGAAGUAUGUCACAUACGGCACCGACUCCGAAAGAACACACAACCCUCAUACGAAGACCUCUGGUGGAGUGGCUUACCUUCUAUAUUCUAGAUCGUCGGUGCUGCUCGCCGUUGCGUGCGAUAAAUCUGUCCGGCGAUGCAUGCAGAUCUAUCAUCUAGGUAAGCCUCGUGCAAUUCGAGACGUGCUUCAGGCAUAG
Fomitiporia mediterranea MF3/22 is the source of this 594-nucleotide messenger RNA. RefSeq lists its product as uncharacterized. Lineage: Eukaryota; Fungi; Basidiomycota; Agaricomycetes; Hymenochaetales; Hymenochaetaceae. The record is from RefSeq and is a predicted model, not a curated record. The transcript has 3 exons. The coding region runs from base 1 to 594 and encodes 197 amino acids.